Messenger RNA from Leopardus geoffroyi (Geoffroy's cat), 384 nucleotides. RefSeq names its product endothelial cell-selective adhesion molecule-like. Gene Ontology annotation, biological process: homophilic cell-cell adhesion. The record is from RefSeq and is a predicted model, not a curated record. Gene Ontology annotation, molecular function: cell-cell adhesion mediator activity. NCBI's taxonomy places the organism in Eukaryota, Metazoa, Chordata, Mammalia, Carnivora, Felidae. The coding region runs from base 60 to 383 and encodes 107 amino acids. Gene Ontology annotation, cellular component: adherens junction; plasma membrane. The transcript is spliced from 2 exons.
UGUUGGCGUACAUCAGCAGGACCACGACAAGCAAACCUAGGGUAUCCCUGGUCUACUCCAUGCCCUCCCACAACGUGUCGCUGCGGCUGCAGGGCCUCCGGGAGAAAGACUCUGGGUCCUACCGCUGCUCUGUGAAUGUGCAAGACCAUCAAGGCAUAAAUAGGAGCCACAGCAGCAAAACUUUAGAACUCAGUGUGCUGGUUCCUCCAGCUCCUCCGUCCUGCCGUCUCCUGGGUGUGGCCCGUGUGGGGACCAACGUGACCCUGAGCUGCCAGUCCCCCAGGAGUAAGCCAGCUGCCCAAUACCAGUGGGAGCGGGCACCCCCAUCCGCCCAGGUUUUCUUUGCACCAGUUUUAGGUGAGGGAACUUCUGGAGACAAAUGAG